AGAGAGAGAGGGGAGGGAGUCAGCUCAAGCAGGGAUAAUUAGAGGAGUGGGUCACUAUUGGAAGACAACAUCCGCGUUGAGGGAAAAGCUAGGGGAAAAAAGGGAAAACGAAUCAAAGCCGCAGAACAAUAUCAGAGGAGGGAGAUAAGAGUCUAAGUCGGCCACCCUUAGCGCUGACGUCCAGGCAGAUGCGAGCAGCUUCCUCCGGCUCUCAGCAUCAAUGGACGAGCUCAGCCUGUGUGGACUCUAAACCGCUGCCCAGUCAGGAGCGAGUGGAAAAAGCGAACAGAGCGGAGGGAGGGAAACAAUGGCUCAUCUAUCUGCAGUGAUUUGAAUCGCCCGAGCAAGUGAGGAGACCGCUGCCAAGAUCAAGUCCACGCACGCAGGGAAACGAUUUUGUCUCUGAGGGUCUACUGUAAAACCACCAUGGCCCUCUUGUGGUUCUCCAGACUCGCCCUGAUCAUCCUGGCCUGCAUCCCUCGACCAUCUCUGGGAUGCCCCUCCGGCUGUCGCUGCUACAGCCUCACAAUGGAGUGCGGAUCUCUUGGGAUCAAAGAAAUUCCACAGGGUGCCCCGUCUGUCACCGAGACUAUCUUCCUCCAGGACAACGCUAUAGUGCAGAUCCGUCUUCAGGACCUGACUCAGCUCAGCAGCCUCCAUUACCUCUACCUUCAGAAUAAUAGCAUCUCAGCCCUGGAGCCUGGGGCGUUUCUCAGCCAGGGGCAGCUGCUGGAGCUGGCCCUCAAUGGCAACCUCAUCCACCUGGUCACCCCCGACAUGUUUCGGGGUCUGGAGCACCUACGGAUCCUGUACCUCGCCGGAAACCAGAUCACUCGAGUGCAGGACUACACCUUCAGGGGACUGCAGCGUCUGCAGGAACUCCACCUGCAGGAAAACAGCAUAGAGCUGCUAGCAGAACAAGCUCUGUCUGGCUUGUCAUCUCUAGCCCUGCUGGACCUCAGCAGAAAUCACCUCCGCACCCUGGGAGCCUCAUCCCUCAAACCGCUCGUCAGCCUGCAGGUGCUCCGUGUCACAGAAAACCCAUGGCGCUGUGAUUGUGCUCUGGGCUGGCUGAGAACCUGGAUUAGCGAAGACGGACAGCGUCUGUUGAGCUCUGCCGAACAGCGUCGGCUGAUGUGCUCUGAACCACCUCGCCUCUCCCACCUCAGCCUGGUGGAGGUGGCUCCCAACAGCCUGGUCUGCAUCCCCCCGGUGGUGCAGCUCGAGCCCAGUCACCUGACUGUGCGACUAGGGGAGAGCCUCCGAGUCUCCUGCCAGGCCUCGGGCUACCCUCAGCCUCAGGUGACCUGGAAGAAAGCCUCCCACGGCAAGCCCCAGUUAUCACCUCGAGGCCUGGUUCAAGAGCUGGGACCCAAUGGUGAACUCUUCAGGCCUGGGACUGGAGGAGUGGUGACAGCCCUGCCCAGCAGUGGAGGAAUCAAGGUUGGAGGUGUUGGAGGAAUCCAGGGGCUUGUGCGUGGGACUGAGGAGGGUGGCGAGAGGGACAGCUUUGAUCCGGACAUGGGCAGUGGUAUGCUGUUCCUCAGCAAUGUGACUGUAGCGCAUGCUGGGCGCUAUGAGUGUGAAGCCUGGAACCCUGGUGGUGUAGCUAGAGUUACCUUUCAUCUGGCUGUCAACAUGUCCUCUUCUUCAUAUUCAUCGCAGUUCUGGCCUCGUUUCAACACACACUCCUUUGUUUCCUCUUCAUCUAACUCCUUCUAUCAGCCAGAGGUUCUGGAUGUUAGCCAGGAGCCCCUCUAUGAACAGGACAGCAUGGACUUCAAUGCUCUGGGCCCUGCUACGCAGACCGCCAUUGCUGUUGGGAUCUCCUUGCUGGCGCUCACUGCUGUUCUCCUCUUGAUCAUGAUCUACACGCGUCACCAGCAGUGCCGCAAAGAGGAAGGAGGCUCCUACUGUACCAGCAAGGAAGAGAGCAUCCUCUAUGUGAACGACUAUUCUGACGGACCCACCACCUUUGCGCAGCUGGAGGAGUACCGCGACGACCACGGUCAUGAGAUGUACGUACUCAACAGAACCAAGCCUGUCUUGGGCUCCACUUCAUCCAGGUGUCCCAUGAUGAGCGGGUUCGUCCAGCAGAGGGGUAUGAAGGAGGCUCUCCUGGACCACGAAAUGGUGCAGACACUGACCAAAUCAGGGGGAAUGGGGCUUCGCAGAAACCCAGCAGAUGGAGGAGAGGGACCCUUAACAACAGACCCAGAAGAGCUCUUCCUCAGUCAAAGCCUCCUCUUCGGAUCACAGGUUGCCUACGAGAUCCACUGCUAAGAGGUUUUAAUUGUGUUCUAACAUGAAACAGUAUGUUGAUGGACUUAAUAAAAGACAUUAAAGGAAAUCACCUUGGUGCAAUGAUUUGAAGCAUCAGAUUAUCAUGUGGUCUUCAAAAGAGGGGAGAGCCUCAGUUAGUGGUUGCUGAGGGAAACCUGGAUCACAAUCAGCCUCUCAGAGAUUGAUUGUAUGACAUUGAGAUGGGAUGGACAGUAAUAAUUAAAGGGAAAAUAACAGCUGAACCAUUCCCUUCUGUCUCCAAAUCCACCCUUUAAAAAUAAUUAGUAAGUGGCUAACAGUAUCAGAAAUGGUUAGUAUGACAGUUCAUCUUAAUCCUCACAAAAGAGGCUGAGACUGUGCAGCACAUAGUGGCAACUAACGAUAUGGAAUAAGACAGUGAUUCAUAUUUUGCAUUUAUUCUUUUCUUUAGGUUUUGUUUUGUGUGUUUUGUCAGUGUUUUGUGUAAAUAUAAUGAAGCUAACUUUCACUGUGAAGUACAGUUGUUUUGUGGACCCUGUUGCAGAUCCCAUUAGAAUUAGACCUAAACCGAACCUGAAACUGCAUUGUCAUUACCCAUAUGUGUGAGUGGAUGUGGGUGGGUGGCUUUGUUUAAAGAGGUUCAUUUUGAAUUCAGUUCAAGUCUUUUUAAACAUUUCUACCAUAGCAUUGUAUUCCUUGAUGUUAACAUGUUGUGGUUUUUCUACUUAUUUGUUGCAACACCAGAACAAGGAAUUAACAUUUCCAUUGCCUGAAAUUUGGAAUUAAUUCCAUUAACAUCGGUCUGUAACAACCAUUCUAAUGUGAAUAUUGUACAUUUUGUCUUCGGUUUCUACAUAAUAAAAUGUAUUUUAAAAGAU
Messenger RNA from Siniperca chuatsi (mandarin fish), 3140 nucleotides. RefSeq names its product leucine rich repeat containing 24 (gene lrrc24). The record is from RefSeq and is a predicted model, not a curated record. The transcript has 6 exons. Gene Ontology annotation, molecular function: protein binding. NCBI's taxonomy places the organism in Eukaryota, Metazoa, Chordata, Actinopteri, Centrarchiformes, Sinipercidae. The coding region runs from base 427 to 2283 and encodes 618 amino acids.